Phyllostomus hastatus (greater spear-nosed bat) is the source of this 2762-nucleotide messenger RNA. It is a transcript of the gene TMOD1, whose product is annotated as tropomodulin 1. Gene Ontology annotation, molecular function: tropomyosin binding. Bases 174 to 1253 code for a protein of 359 amino acids. Lineage: Eukaryota; Metazoa; Chordata; Mammalia; Chiroptera; Phyllostomidae. The transcript has 10 exons. Gene Ontology annotation, cellular component: myofibril; striated muscle thin filament. The record is from RefSeq and is a predicted model, not a curated record. Gene Ontology annotation, biological process: pointed-end actin filament capping; muscle contraction; myofibril assembly.
UGCCACCCCCGGAGCCCACAGCGCCCGCCUGCCCGCGGCCACACAGGAGCUCGUCCAGCCCCAAGCUCCGCUCGCACGCCCGCCCGCGCCCGCGCCCGCGCCCGCCCCGCGGCUCCACGGCCCGGUCUUAGGUCAGCCCCGAAACUCAGAAGGCAAAGACAAGUUCUUCUACGAUGUCGUACAGACGAGAACUAGAGAAAUACCGCGACCUGGAUGAAGAUGAAAUCCUCGGAGCCCUGACAGAGGAAGAGCUCAGGACUCUGGAAAACGAGCUGGACGAGCUGGACCCUGACAAUGCACUGCUGCCUGCAGGCCUGAGGCAGAAGGAUCAGACCACCAAGGCCCCCACGGGCCCCUUUAAAAGGGAGGAGCUCUUGGAUCACUUGGAAAAGCAAGCAAAGGAGUUUAAGGACCGAGAAGAUCUGGUCCCCUACACAGGGGAAAAGCGAGGCAAGGUCUGGGUCCCCAAGCAGAAGCCGAUGGAUCCUGUACUGGAGAGCGUGACACUGGAGCCGGAGCUGGAGGAGGCCUUGGCGAACGCCUCGGAUGCCGAACUCUGCGACAUCGCAGCUAUCCUGGGCAUGCACACGCUCAUGAGCAACCAGCAAUACUAUCAGGCCUUGGGCAGCAGCUCCAUCGUGAACAAGGAGGGACUCAACAGUGUGAUCAAACCAACCCAGUACAAGCCCGUGCCCGACGAAGAGCCCAACUCGACAGAUGUGGAGGAAACGCUAGAGCGGAUAAAGAGGAACGACCCGGAACUCGAAGAGGUCAACCUCAACAACAUCCGGAAUAUCCCCAUACCCACCCUCAAGGCAUAUGCAGAAGCUCUGAAAGACAACUCGUAUGUGAAGAAGUUCAGUAUCGUGGGGACACGCAGCAAUGACCCCGUGGCAUUUGCGCUUGCUGAGAUGCUCAAGGAGAACAAGGUGUUGAAGACACUGAACGUGGAGUCCAACUUCAUUUCCGGAGCCGGGAUCCUGCGUCUGGUGGAAGCCCUCCCGCACAACACUUCUCUGGUGGAGCUGAAAAUCGAUAACCAGAGCCAGCCCCUGGGCAACAAGGUGGAAAUGGAGAUCGUGAGCAUGCUGGAAAAAAACACGACACUUCUGAAAUUCGGCUACCACUUCACCCAGCAGGGGCCCCGGCUGCGGGCGUCCAACGCCAUGAUGAACAACAACGACCUCGUGAGGAAGAGGAGGCUGGCGGACUUGACCGGGCCCAUCAUUCCCAAGUGCCGGAGUGGAGUCUAGGGCGUGCCGGUGACGGGCCUGCCUUCGAACUGGACGUGCUCUGCUGAUACUCUGCGCUCCGCCGCGGGAAUCGGAGGGCAGAGUGCCGGCACGAAACCCUUCUGUGGUUCAGUUCUUUAUGCACUAAGGUUUUAGGUUAACUAGUGGUUAUAGUUGAACAUUUUAUAAACUAUGGUUAAUGUGAAGUUUCCCUUUAGUCACAGUUCAAUCUAUUAUUUAAAACCUAAGAAGCCCCUGAACCGGCAGGUCCUCCUGAAGGUGACAUGAGAGCAGCAGUGACUUGGCCCCACGAGCCCCCGGGUCCGGCGGCCUUGCCGUGCGGUGUUGCCAGCGUCCUUAAAACGCACUAACUCGGGAACGAGCAGCACACGCCUCUGCGUGGUCUGGAAGCAUUAUGAAAUACGUGGUUACAAAUCUGAUCUUAGUUACUAUAGCAAACGGAACAGGUUCUUUAUUAACCCUCCUUUAAAAUUUAAGAAUCUCAAGAUUAAAGUUGCCAAAUUGAUUCUGGGAUCAAGAACACAAUUUUGCCCCUGAAGACAGACAGCCCAAAGCCGCAGAGCUCUGCCAGGACUCAAAGGACACGAGACUCCUUUUGCUGGCUACACGGAGACGACAGAAAGGCCAACAGUGAAAUCCCAAGCUGCAGAACCCUCCUUCCUUUACCAGGCAACAGACAGCACCUUGAGUGUAGUUAUCUGUGGUAUCUGGGGUUUAUUUUCCAUGUCAUACCGAGUCAGAAUUUUUUCCUUAACAAAUGCCAACCUUAUGAUGCAUGGGAAGACCUAUGGCCAUGGCCUUGCAAACACCUUUCCACACUGCACGUGGGCUAACGGCUCACGUGAGGUCACAUGUCAGACGGACACACUUCUAGUCCCCGCGCCAUGCUGACAGGCCCCACUACCUGUGGCAGCGAUCUCACGCUAAGUCACCGCUGGUCUCAUGCCUGCAAACGUUAAGCCCCUGAGGGCCAGUGGUGAAGACCCAGACAUUAAAGAAUUAGGCACCCUGGCCAAACCAUCCCAAGAUUAUUUUGAAAAUGUAAUUCUGGCGUCUCUGCCCUCACCGAGGGCACAUGUACUUCUUGGGAUCCGGUGAAGAUGUGAAACCACAACGCCCUUGUGCCUUUUAUCACACACGCCACAGUGCCAGUCAGGCGGGCAUCCCCGAUGCCGGGGGGGGGGGGGGUGGGACUGGGCACACCCUCCGAUCGAGUAGAGGCCAGAGAGCUGACGAGCGCAGACUAGCUGCAGAGCACCGAGCAGAGAGGCUUCUGACGACGAAGGGGAGUCUGGCACACUGAGCUGCAGCGACGAGGACAGUGCAGGGUCACCAGAGGCGGGGCCAGGGCCUCACCGAGUUGGACGAGUGUCGCUGAGGCUGCACGGGGGCCCAGCAGUGGCACCGUGCUGCAGGGACAGCCAUCCCCACCGGCUUCUUGAAACACAGCUGCAGCUGUGCUCUGCACCACUGGAAACUGCAAUGUAGCAUUAAAUCUGUUGGUCUAUG